AUGUUCAUGACAUUAGCAAAUUUAACACAGAGGCCUAUUCAGCGCAUGGUUGUAGAAAACGUGCUGAAAGCGAAAGUACCCUUGUGUGUGAUUGUAACAUCCCGUGUUUCAUGUGGCAAAUAUCACAGCCACACAAAUAACUUACCUAAUAAUAGUAGUGUUGGUAAUAAACCCAGUCGUAACUUUGACUCUAACCACCAGGCGUCGCUAAAUGAAAUAUUAAUUGAUGAAAGAAAUAUGGCUAGAAGAAUGGUUUUAGAAACAACAUCGACAGGACCAGUUGAACAGAAAUACGACUACUUGCUAGUGCUGGAUUUUGAGGCGACAUGCGAUAACAAGGAAAAGCUGAACCCACAGGAGAUCAUUGAGUUCCCAGUUCUGAAGUUCAAUGUGAGGUCACAGAAAGUUGAAGCAGUCUUUCACCAGUAUGUGUCACCCCAAUACCAUCCUCAGUUGACACCUUUUUGCACAGAGUUGACAGGCAUAGUCCAAGACAUGGUCACUGACCAGCCCACUCUACCUGAAGUGUUACGGAACUUUGACAAGUGGAUGAUCACAGAGGGUCUAAUCGGCUCUGAGACAACAAGCACUUUUGUCACCUGUGGGGACUGGGACUUGAAAACCAUGCUACCGAAACAGUGUGCACUGUUGGACAUCGCCCCCAAGCCUUACUUCCAGAGGUGGAUUAAUAUUAAAAAGUCGUAUGCUGAUGUGACGGGCACGUUUCCAAAGGGAAUGAUGGAUAUGAUGGUACACUUUGGUCUCAAGCACAAAGGCCGUCAACAUAGUGGAAUAGAUGAUUGUCGCAACAUCUCUAGCAUCGUAGCAGCCAUCCUGAACAAGGGCUAUGUCUUCCGAGAAAAUGGCAGAUUGUGA
Molecule: messenger RNA, 876 nt
Organism: Candidula unifasciata
Lineage: Eukaryota; Metazoa; Mollusca; Gastropoda; Stylommatophora; Geomitridae
Source: the annotation of a GenBank genome assembly